Emericellopsis atlantica is the source of this 1464-nucleotide messenger RNA. RefSeq names its product glycoside hydrolase superfamily. NCBI's taxonomy places the organism in Eukaryota, Fungi, Ascomycota, Sordariomycetes, Hypocreales, Bionectriaceae. The transcript is spliced from 2 exons. The record is from RefSeq and is a predicted model, not a curated record. Bases 477 to 1367 code for a protein of 296 amino acids.
GGGUUGCGUACCCAAAUAGUCGCUCUAUAGCAAUCGAGCGACUCACACCUCUUCUAAACCUAGCUUACCUGGCUACUACAUAGCGUGCCAGCGCGGGUUCUGACUAGAUCAGGAUAGCACUGGCUUGCUUCCCUUGAUCAUGAAGUAGGCUUGACCAAGCAAUUUGCAUUCGCAACAUGCUCGUGUCGAGGCCCCUGCUAGGUCUUAGCUCUUAGCUCUUACAUAGAGAGGGACCAGGACAGGGACCAGGUGCAAGGAAUUGCGACCAUGUUUCGAAAUUGAAUCCUAUAGGCUUUCGAUAUUGAAUCCUUUCGACAUGCCUGGGUAACACCUUGAGCCUAGCUGCUGCUGAUCUUUAAAAAGGAGUGCCCUCCCAUGGUUUAUAACAGAAGCUCAUCAAAUCUACUCUCCUGUCUUACAGAUUCCAAUAACCGAAGCCCCCUUUGCGAAAUAAGCUAUUGUUCCAAUCGCCCACCAUGGUCAACUCCAAGACCCUCUCAGUAUUUGUGGCUUUGGCAGCUAGCUCUGUUCCAACUGCUGCCAAUGUCUUUGACGGUCUUGAAAGGGGCGCCAAGUGGAAUAUCUGCAUCCACAAACCUAUCAAGCAUGAUUCGCCGGACGAUAUAGUCCCCAAAGACGGGCUUGUCUACGACAUUGACAUGGAGCACGCUCGUGAUUUCCCUGGCAUCAUCCCCACGAUCAAGGAGUCCGGUAAAGUUGUCCUUUGCUACUUCAAUGCGGGCGCCCUCCAGGACUGGGACGCCGAUAAAGAUGACUUUCCAAAGGCUGCCAUUGGGAAGACAUUGGGCGGCGACUACGAGGAUGAGUGGUACCUCGACAUCCGCAACCAAGAUGUCGUAGAACUCAUGUACAAGCGCCUCGAGGAGGCUGCCGCCCUCGGGUGCGACGGCGUUGACCCUGACAAUGUGGAUGCUUGGGCCCAGGGAGACGAGGAUGCGACUGGCUUUGGACUGACGCAGCAAGACUACACGGACUAUCUCAUCAAGCUCGCCCAAUUUGCGCAUGACUCUGGUUCCCUUGUGAUUGGCCAGAAGAACGCGCCCGCCAUGGCCCCUGCCUUGGUCGAGACGCUGGACUUUGCCGUCCUGGAAUCCUGUCGUGAAUGGGACUUUUGCGAGGACUUCCAGGUCUACGUCGAGGCUGGCAAGCCAGUCUUCCAGAUUGAGUACCCUGUGUCCAUCAUGGAGCAGGGUGAGCUCAGCCCCGAGGACUACAGGAAGCACUGUCAAGGAGAUGCCGGCGACGCAGGGUUCAGCAAGGUCUUGAAGAGAGCCAGCGCGCAGCUCGAUGGAUGGACCCAAUACUGCGAUGAGGAGCCUUUCGAGCAGGCCGUUAUCGAUUGGUAGAUUCACACUGCAAGGUAAUACAAAGCACUAAAUCCGGGGGAGAUAUGAAUCAUAGCCAGCAUCUCAGGGUAUAUUCAAUCUCACUGUAUUAUCAAUA